Messenger RNA from Caenorhabditis remanei, 525 nucleotides. RefSeq lists its product as uncharacterized. The transcript is spliced from 2 exons. Bases 1 to 525 code for a protein of 174 amino acids. The record is from RefSeq and is a predicted model, not a curated record. Gene Ontology annotation, biological process: fatty acid biosynthetic process. Lineage: Eukaryota; Metazoa; Nematoda; Chromadorea; Rhabditida; Rhabditidae. Gene Ontology annotation, molecular function: 3-oxoacyl-[acyl-carrier-protein] synthase activity.
AUGGAGAGGCUUGAAGAUGCGGAAGCUCGUGGAGCAACGAUUCUCGCGGAAGUCUUGGGAUAUGGAAUAUCUUCUGAUUGUUAUCAUAUUUCUACUCCUGAUCCAUCAGCCAUUGGAGCUGUUCUUUCGAUGAGAAGAGCAAUUGGAAAUGCUAAUUUGGAUCCGAUUCAAAUUGGAUAUGUAAAUGCUCAUGCUACAUCUACCCCUAAUGGAGAUAGUGUGGAAGCGGAAGCAGUUCGUAAAGUAUUUCCAAAUCUGAAUAUGUCGGUUAGCAGUAUCAAAGGACACAUUGGACAUUUACUCGGAGCAGCUGGAUCCGUUGAAGCAAUUGCAACGAUUUGUGCAAUGAAUGAUAGUAUGAAACCAGGGAAUCGGAAUCUGGAGGAGAGUGAAGAAGACGUCGGAUUGAAUCUUCUCCGAGAAAAUCAGAAGUGGGAGGAGCCUAAUGGUCAACCGAGGAUUUCGAUCUGUAAUUCAUUUGGAUUUGGAGCGACGAAUGCUAGUCUAAUUUUGAAACAAUUUUAG